Molecule: messenger RNA, 537 nt
Organism: Colletotrichum tamarilloi
Lineage: Eukaryota; Fungi; Ascomycota; Sordariomycetes; Glomerellales; Glomerellaceae
Product: cyclin
Exons: 1
Coding region: 1-537 (178 amino acids)
Source: RefSeq, a predicted model, not a curated record
AUGUCGUCAGACACCCACCGAUUCGAACUGUUCUGUCGGCGCCCUGCUUCUCUACGACUCGUUGCUGGCGUGGCUGAGCGCAUCCUUUCAAGAGUCCUGCCCAUCAGCAGCGACAUAUGGAACCUCUCCUCAGAUUUGGCAGUCUUCCUACGCCAUCUGCUGCUACGGGCUGAUAUCAGUCGUGCGGUACUCUGCGGUAGUCUCAUCUACCUGGAGCGUGGCCUCCAGCGAUCACAGAACUCUCCAAUGACGGAGGCGGAUCGGCAUUUACGCGUCCUGUCGGCCAUCAUUCUCGCUCGAAAAUAUCUAGAGGAUUUCACAUACAGAACGCCAUUCUGGACCGGCCUUGCGGCCGAAGCAUGCUCAUUUCAUUUUGCAACCGGUGAUAUCAAUGUCGCGGAAAGCAGACUUCUGGCAGAUAUAGCUUGGGACUUGAGCAUGGAUAGCCAAGAGAUGCACAGAAUGGUAAAGCUCAUCCGUGGUUCGAACACCAUCCCAGCGCUAUGUAGCCACGGGCCCAUCUCUAGCCAAUUCUAG